Messenger RNA from Didymodactylos carnosus, 780 nucleotides. The record is from the annotation of a GenBank genome assembly. NCBI's taxonomy places the organism in Eukaryota, Metazoa, Rotifera, Eurotatoria, Philodinida, Philodinidae.
AUGUUCAAUUUCAUCAAUACAAUCGCCGAGCUCCAGCUAUCUUCUUCGCCACAAGUUAGUCAAGAAAAGCCGUCUCUUCAUCCUGUCGACUGGGUAUCAGCUCGAUGUGUGGCACAUCAAAUGCUUGAUGCAUCGCUGGAUCAUAUUCAAUCUAUAGGAGAUCGACCUGUCUGGCCACCGAUCCCAGAUGAUGUUCGCGCAGCACUCGAGAACGAACCACUUCCUGAACAAGGUCGAUCCCUCUCGGAUGUCUGUCGCGAUGUGUCCACUUAUGUGAUACCUUGUGCCUCUACGAAUAUACAUCCUCGCUUUUUUGGCUGGGUGAUAAGUGCAGGCACUUUGGGCGGUGUACUAGCCGAUAUGAUAGCAGCAACACUAAAUACAAAUACCGGCGGGGGCGCUCAUAGUGCUUCGCUUGUCGAGCGAACUGUCGUUGAGUGGAUGCGUCAAUUGUUCGGUUUCCCGGAAGCAAGAACUGGUGGAAUACUCGUCAGUGGAACAUCCAUGGCGACUGUGAUCAGGAGGGCAACGGCUCGACGAUGGGCACUAGCGAAUAGCCCGCAACUGGUUGCUUAUGCAUUGACGGAAGUGCAUGGAUGCGUUGCCAAGGCAUUUGCGCUGUUGGCACUCGGAUCAAAAGCAUUGCACCUUGUACCGGUUGAUGAUAAUUUUCGGAUUAAAGUCGACGAACCAAGAAUGAUAAUUAGAAGUGAUUGUGGUAAGGGUCGUACCCUCUUUUGCAUAAUUGGAAAUGCAGGUAAGUGUAGUGUAGAAGUCUAA